AAGGAGAAUACGAGUCACAUGACAUUAACACAAGCGGAUGCAGUACGCCUGAAAUCUAUUCUUACUACCUCCACACAUACUAUAAAGAACGUACUGUUUCAACGGUCAAUAGGAUCGGCUGCAGCAUGCCAGGACUGAAUCAUCGGUGCAGUGUGUGGUAAUGGCCAGCCAUGGACCAAUGUAGUGCCGGUCAGGAGGAUGACAGAGACGAACGGAAACCAUGGAUAAACACCUGUCCAAAUAUGUCCUUUACUUCGCCCUGUUGGCACUGUCAGGACUUGUAUUACUGCUGUGGAAUAUCACCACAGUGGAAAACUGGAACUGUCAGACAGCAUCUACUUUCUAUCAGCUUCAAAACAACAUACAGUCAGUCUUGAAGACCUCUGAAAGGUUGCUUCCUGUGGCAUUGAACUACUCGUACUGUUCACGCUUUGGCCAGCAGCCCAUCAAAGAGGAGGCCGUAGAGGAACGUUAUCUUCUCAAAUUCAUCUCCUGGCCAGAGGCACCAGUUUUGGGACUUCCAUUGCCUCAAAGCAGCGAUCCUGCACAAAGCUAUUUUAUAAUCCAAGACUCUUUGGAUCUGCAUGUUGGUGCGCAGCUGGUAGUAAAGGUGUAUGUCAACAAUUUUUUGGGUCAGCCUAAGAAACACGGAGGGGACUUCCUAGUAGCACGACUUCAUACACCAGAACUGGGGGCAGGUGUAGUGGGGCUGGUACGCGACCACCGAAAUGGAAGCUACACUGUGUUUUUUCGACUGCUUUGGCCCGGUGUGGUAACGGUGGAAUUGACAAUGGUGCACCCCAGUGAAGCUGUGAUGGUCCUCAGGCGACUGAGAGAGGAACAGUCGGACCGAGUAUUCUUCAAGAGCCUCUUCCGUUCCGGAUAUCUCUCGGAGACCACCGUUUGUAAUUUGUGUCUGCCGGUUAAACAGCAACCGCUUUGUAACUACACAGACCCCCAGACCGGAGAACCUUGGUACUGUUAUAAGCCCAAAUUGUUGGAUUGUGACACACGAAUCAACCAUUCAAAAGGAGGGUAUAAAAAGUACCUGCUUAAGCUAUAUGAGUCACAGUACUUUCAAAGUGAUGUAAAUAUAAAAAUUCCAAUACGCGCUGCAGGGAUAGAGAGUGUGACAGUUCUUCCUGCUGUCAAAAGUACUGUGACACGUGGAAUCCCAUACACAUAUGUAAAAACUAAAAAGAGACGACUUGAAUAUAAUCCCUCUGGUUUCUACCUCCGGGGGUUAUGGAGGCCUAUGAAUGGCGUUGUCAUGCGUCAGUUUAAUGACUCUUCUGCUAUAACUCAAUGUCUUCGAGGGAAGAAUGUGUACAUGUUUGGAGACUCCACUGUGCGACAGUGGUUCGAGUAUCUUGUUGCCCGCGUCUCAGAGUUUAAGGAGCUCAAUUUUCACAGCCCAAAAAAUGUUGGUCCAUACAUGGCAGUGGACACCGACCACAACAUCGUGUUGCGGUACAGCUGUCACGGUCCACCGAUCCGGUUCACAUCUGUUUCCUCAGCUGAACUGCACUACAUCUCUAACGAGCUGGACAGUUUACGAGGGGGAUCGGACACUGUGGUCAUGAUUAGCAUCUGGUCACAUUUCAGCACUUUCCCGGUACAGGUGUACAUACGUCGGCUGAGACACAUCCGCAGAGCAGUGAUGCGGCUGGUAAACCGUGAACCAGCGACUUUGGUACUGAUUCGCACAGCCAACCCCCAGGAAUUGGACCCAGAGUCUAGCCUGUACAACAGCGACUGGUUCUCCCAACAGCUGGAUGUGGUCCUGCGGGUUAUGUUUAAAGGUCUAAAUGUCCGUUUCGUGGAUGCCUGGGAGAUGACACUAGCCCACCACCACCCUCAUCAGUUACACCCUCCACCUGCCAUCAUAUCAAACAUGGUUCACUUCAUCCUGUCACACAUCUGCCCGGUUAGGAAAAAGAGAAGGCGGGAUUUCCUCCCAAAGGCCAACUUCGAAAGUAUCUCAUGAUUAAGAAAUCCGAGCCAUCAACACUAAUUUACAGAUGUAUAUGAAAAGCAUCUUUACAUAAAAAAACUGAAAUUCCAUAUGUAUAGAGAGAAAUGAUUAAUAAAUGGAGAGUGUGCUAUGUAGAGUAUUACAAUAUCUACUGUAUGUGCAAAAGGAGAUUUUUUCUUUGCCUUGCUAAACAAGUAUUGCUUUGUUGUAAUGCUGCAUAAGCUUGUGGCUGUACAGCUAAAUAUGUACUCGCAUGUCACUGUAUGUUUGGAAGUUUGUUAAUUUCAAACAACUAUAUUUGAAAACUUUUGCAGGUAUUCUUUUAGAUUCAUUUUUCUUUGCAGAUAUCUCAUUCUGUGUUUACCUCUGUGUCAUGCAAAAUAUGUGAUUAUUAUGUGAAAAUGUGAAAAUCGUGAAUAUGUGAAAAUUAUUAUACUAUAUUGUUUUAAAAUGCUAUGUACAAAAUAAGCAAUUCACACUCUGAAUAAGUGAGAUCAUUCAGAUCUGUGAUAUUCUGAAAGCAUUUUUGUUCACAAUCAGUUUCAUGUGCCUUAUUUAACAUGUUUUUAAUUUAAUUUGUCCACUCUGUUGAGUGAUUUACAGAACAGUAUUGACGGAAUGUAGGAAAUACUUGAGACUUUCAGCUUUCCUGUGGCUAAGUGGUUAGAGCAUGGCACAAAUAAAUCCAAGGUUAUGGGUUCGAUUCCAGGGGAUUGCACCUAGUCAGAAAUAAUUUAAUGCAAUGCAAGUCGCUUUGGAUAAAAGCAUCUGCCAAAUGUGUAAAUGUCUCACAUUUGAAUGAAAUUUUAUAGUCUCUUAAUCUUGUAUCUUAAAUUUACAUAUCUAACACAUUGUUAACACACUAAUAACAAAUUUAUGUGUAUUUAUUUCAAGAAAAUAAAUCAUUCUCAAGCAUC
Messenger RNA from Triplophysa dalaica, 2892 nucleotides. It is a transcript of the gene nxpe3, whose product is annotated as neurexophilin and PC-esterase domain family, member 3. NCBI's taxonomy places the organism in Eukaryota, Metazoa, Chordata, Actinopteri, Cypriniformes, Nemacheilidae. The record is from RefSeq and is a predicted model, not a curated record. The transcript has 8 exons. Bases 221 to 1987 code for a protein of 588 amino acids.